Messenger RNA from Rhodotorula toruloides NP11, 1962 nucleotides. RefSeq names its product nitrilase/cyanide hydratase and apolipoprotein N-acyltransferase. The coding region runs from base 1 to 1962 and encodes 653 amino acids. The transcript is spliced from 3 exons. The record is from RefSeq and is a predicted model, not a curated record. NCBI's taxonomy places the organism in Eukaryota, Fungi, Basidiomycota, Microbotryomycetes, Sporidiobolales, Sporidiobolaceae.
AUGGACCGCAUUCAGCUGUGGACGACGCUCGCACUCGCACCGCUCGCAGCGUACGCCCUUGCGCCCGCCACUGCGCCUCUCGCCGCCGUCCCGCUCAUCGCAGCGACUUUGCUCGCCAUCAAGGCGUUCCUUGCGACCGCCCCGAACCCUUUUCAAGGGCUCCUCGCGCUCCUGCUCCCGCUCCUCUCCCUCACAACCGGCACUUCCCUCUCCCUCGCUCUCUCAAAUUCACCCAGCUCCACCCUCUCCUCCCCAUUGGACACCUUCCUCGCUCUCUCACUCUACGCACUCAUCGCAUCUUUCGCGCCUCUCGUCGCGCUCGCAGCGGGCGAAUUGCUCCUUUCUCUCGCUACGAAACGUCGGCCGGGUGCAGCCAAGUCUCUCACGGCUGUGCUCGUGCCAGCAUGGGUUUUCGCGCUCGCUGGAAUCAUCGAAGAAAGUGCGGGAACGGGACGGAUGGGAUGGUGGGUCCGGCCUGCGCUCGAGGGUGAGGGGAUGGAUUGGGUGAGGAGGGUGGGAGGACAGGUUGCGGUUGAUUUGGGCGUGGGAGCGGCGGGAGUGGCGGGUGCGAUGGUUGUUUGGGAGUGGUUGAGGAGGCGCGAGGAGAGGGAGGGGGAUUUGCUCGGAGAAGGCAACGACGCAGGAGGAACCGACUCGACUUGGCGCAAGUCGGCGCGCAAACCGCUCACCCUCCUCGCCUUCCUUGCGACACUCGUCCUCGUCGGCCCGCUCUUUCCCGCGCCAGCUUACCACCCCUCCCACCCUUCGCCCGCCAAUCCUGCUUACGUCUACCCGCCGCUGAAAAUCGCCUGCGUCGUCCCUACUUCACUCGUCUCCUCUUCACGCCACACAAUACACGCAAAACUCGACGACUGGCUGAAGGAGACCAAGAUCAUAGCGGGAAGGGGAGCGAAGGUGUUGAGUUGGUUCGAGGGGGCUGUCGAGUUGGAGAAAGGCGCGAGGAAGGAAGAGGGAGAGGGGUGGGAAGCGAUGGGCGAGCAGGAGAGGGAGUUGUUGAGCCGUGUUGGGGAGGUCUGCGAUAUGUACAAGGUCCAUGUCCUCGCGACUUACCUCGUCCCCCCGCCGCUCUCGCAGCAUACUUCGAAGCGCCUCAACGUCGCCACCCUCGUCGGCCCUUCCACCGUCGGCACCUCGACGCCGAACCUCGUCUUUUCGACGACGAAGCAACACUCAGUCCCGUUUAUUGAGAGCUACUCACACACGGGACGCUCAGCGCCCUCACUCGGCUGUUUGUCAAAAGCUCUCCCUCUCGCGGCCGUUACACUCCCGCACCCGCCUCACACGCCCGCUCCGCACCUCACGCCUCUCCAGACCGUCUCCAUCUCGGCAGCCAUCUGCCAGGAUAUCUCCUUCCCCUCACUCCUCACGUCGUACGUCUCGCCAUCGACCGUCUCCUCCGACUCGCCCCCGGAGAAACCGCAGCUCAUCCUCAACCCCUCGAACACGCCGUUCUCGCGUCAAGGCAUCUCGCACGCCCAGCUCGCCCAGACUCGCGCACGCGCGAUUGAGACGAACUCGUUCGUCCUCAGGUGCGACUCGCCUGGAAUGGUAGGUGGAUCGGCGUUGUUUGGACCGCAGGGAGACGUGAGGGCGAGGACGGGCGGAGAGGGAGUUGGGAGCUGGGACGCGGAAGUUGGUGUCGAGAGGGCGAGCGGACGGACGCUUUUGACGUGGCUCGGUGGUCAUGGAGGCAGGAGGAUUGGGUCGGAAGGCUUCGUCCUCUUCCUCGUCGCAAGCCUGAUCGUCCUCGUUCGCGUCGUCGAGGGAGGCGAGCUCGUCAGGGGCGUCAAGAGCAUCGACUGGCGUGCGCAGGUCGUCAAGGUGGAGGAUGCAGUGUUGUGGGUCAGGAGGAAGACGGCGGAGAUCACGGCGAGGAGGGGAGAGGAGGGCCUGGGAAGGGAGGGACCGGUUACAGAGGAGCGCUUGGUUGAGGUCGACUGA